GACGUGGCCCGCGGCACCGGCGGCCGUGAUGCAGCAGCCGCGGCGCCGGAGCGCGAUGGGGCCGAGCGCGGCGGCCGCCUAGGCGCUGGGGCAGGCAGCGGCGUCGCCAGCGUCCCUGGCCGGCUGUGUCCGUGCCGGCGGCCGGCCCCUGGAAGGUCAAGAUGGAAGAGAUCCUGAGGAAGCUGCAGAAGGAGGCGUCCGGCAGCAAGUACAAAGCCAUCAAGGAGAGCUGCACCUGGGCCCUGGAAACCCUGGGUGGUCUGGACACCAUUGUCAAGAUUCCGCCUCACUUGCUGAGAGAGAAAUGCCUGCUGCCUCUCCAGCUGGCUUUGGAAUCCAAGAAUGUGAAGCUGGCCCAACAUGCUUUGGCAGGGAUGCAGAAGCUGCUCUCUGAAGAGAGGUUUGUAUCCAUGGAAACAGACUCUGAUGAGAAGCAGCUGCUCAAUCAGGUCCUGAAUGCUGUGAAAGUGACGCCUUCGCUCAAUGAGGACCUGCAGGUGGAAGUGAUGAAGGUUUUACUGUGCAUCACCUACACCCCAACGUUUGACCUGAAUGGGAACGCCGUGCUGAAGAUCGCUGAGUUGUGUUUAGCAUGUCAUAAAACUGGAUGUCCACAAGUGCAUGAAAUGAUCAAAAUGUCCCUUCUGACCCUCCUCGCUGCCCUGUGUCUGCGUGCAUUCCCUGGCCACCAGGGGCCUGUAGCUUUUCACAAGGUGUGCAUUGAGACUUACACAUGCAGCUGUCACCAGCGCAGUAUAAACACCGCAGUGCGGGCUACUCUCAGUCAGAUGCUCAGCGACUUGACCUUACAGUUACGGCAGAGGCAGGAGAACACGAUAAUUGAAAACCCAGAUGCUCCACAAGAAUUCGGGAGUCAAGGGUUAUCGGUAGAGGCCCUCUGUGACGACGUUGUCUCUGUCCUCGCUGUCCUGUGUGAGAAGCUCCAAGCCUCCAUAAACGACAGCCAGCAGCUGCAGCUGCUGUACCUGGAGUGCAUUCUGUCCGUGCUCAGCAGCUCCUCCUCCUCUAUGCACCUGCACAAGGGCUUCACCGACCUCAUCUGGAAGAACUUGUGUCCCGCUCUCAUUGUCAUCCUGGGGAACCCUGUUCAUGACAAAACCAUCACCUCUGCUCACAGCAGCAGCACCAGCACCAGCGUGGAAUCAGACUCGGCCUCCCCAGGCGUCUCGGACCAGGGCCGGGGCUCGGGCUGCUCCUGCACGGCACCGGCCCUCAGUGGGCCCGUGGCUCGCACCAUCUACUACCUUGCAGCUGAGCUUGUCCGCCUGGUGGGCUCAGUGGACUCCAUGAAGCCCGUGCUGCAGUCCCUCUACCACCGCGUGCUGCUCUACCCGCCCCCCCAGCACCGUGUGGAAGCCAUCAAGAUCAUGAAGGAGAUACUUGGGAGCCCACAGCGUCUCUGUGACCUAGCAGGACCCAGCUCCAUGGAGUCAGAACCCAGGAAAAGAUCAAUUUCAAAAAGGAAGUCUCACCUGGAUCUCCUCAAACUCAUCAUGGACGGCAUGACAGAGGCGUGCAUCAAGGGUGGCAUCGAGGCCUGCUACGCCGCCGUGUCCUGCAUGUGUACCUUGUUGGGGGCUCUGGACGAGCUCAGCCAGGGCAAGGGCCUGAGUGACAGACAGGUCCAGCUGCUGCUCCUGCGCCUGGAAGAGCUGAGGGACAGGGACGGGGCCGAGUCCAGCAGAGACUCCAUGGAGAUCAAUGAGGCUGACUUCCGCUGGCAGAGGCGCGUGCUGUCCUCGGAGCACACGGCCUGGGAGGCCGGCAACGAGAGGAGCCCCGACAUCAGCAUCAGCGUCACCACGGACACCGGUCAGACCACGCUGGAGGGGGAGUUGGGUCAGACAACACCUGAGGACCACACAGAGAACCACAGGAACGUGCUCAAGUCACCAGCCAUCCAGGAGGGCAAAGAGACACUGGGCAAAGUGUUGGAACCCGAGGCUGUGGACCAGCCCGACGUGGUCCAGAGGAGCCACACGGUCGCUUACCCUGACAUCACCAACUUCCUGUCGGUGGACUGCAGGAUGCGGUCCUACGGCUCUCGGUACAGUGAGAGCAACUUCAGCGUGGAUGACCAGGACCUGUCGAGGACAGAGUUUGAUUCCUGUGAUCAGUACUCAAUGGCGGCAGAAAAGGACUCGGGCAGGUCGGACGUGUCGGACAUCGGAUCGGACAACUGUUCCCUGGCUGACGAGGAGCAGACCCCUCGGGACUGCCUGGGCCACCGGUCCUUGCGAACGGCUGCUCUGUCUCUCAAGCUGCUGAGGAAUCAGGAGGCCGACCAGCACAGCACCCGGCUGUUUGUGCAGGCCUUGGAGAGCCUCCUGCCUCAGCUGCUGGCGCUCUCCAGCGUGGAGGAGGUGGACUCAGCUCUCCAGAACUUUGCCUCUACUUUCUGCUCAGGCAUGAUGCACUUGCCAGGCUUUGACGGCGGUGGCAGCCUGAGCUUCCAGAUGCUGACGAACGCGGACAGCCUGUACGCGGCUGCGCACUGCGCCCUGCUGCUCAACCUGAAGCUGUCGCACGGCGACUACUACCGGAAGCGGCCGGCCCUGGCACCGGGCAUGCUGAAGGAGUUCAUGAGGCAGCUGCAGACCAGCGGGGUGCUGAUGGUCUUCUCCCAGGCCUGGAUAGAGGAGCUGUACCACCAGGUGCUGGACAGAAACAUGCUUGGAGAAGCCGGCUACUGGGGCAGCCCGGAGGACAACAGCCUGCCGCUCAUCACCAUGCUGACAGAUAUUGAUGGCUUAGAGAGCAGUGCAAUUGGUGGCCAGUUGAUGGCCUCAGCUUCUACCGAGUCUCCCUUCACCCAGAGCAGGAGAGUUGACGACUCCACGGUGGCAGGUGUGGCAUUUGCUCGCUACAUCCUGGUCGGCUGCUGGAAGAACCUGAUCGAUACCUUGUCGACCCCACUGACUGGCCGCAUGGCAGGGAGCUCCAAAGGGCUGGCCUUCAUCCUGGGAGCUGAGGGCAUCAAAGAACAGAACCAAAAGGAACGUGACGCCAUCUGCAUGAGCCUCGAUGGGUUGAGGAAAGCUGCCAGGCUGAGCUGUGCACUAGGGGUUGCUGCUAACUGCGCCUCGGCCCUCGCUCAGAUGGCAGCUGCCUCUUGCGUUCAGGAAGACAAGGAAGAAAGGGAAGUCCAAGAACCCAGUGAUGCCAUAGCACAAGUGAAACUAAAAGUGGAGCAGAAACUGGAGCAGAUGGGGAAGGUGCAGGGGGUGUGGCUGCACACGGCCCACGUCCUGUGCAUGGAUGCCAUCCUCAGCGUAGGCCUGGAGAUGGGGAGCCACAACCCGGACUGCUGGCCACACGUGUUCAGGGUGUGCGAGUAUGUGGGCACCUUGGAGCACACCCACUUCAGUGACGGAGCUUCGCAUUCUCCCCUGGCCAUCAGUCAGCCCCAGAAGGCAGCCGGGGCUUCUGGGAUCCUUGGGGACCUGGAGUGUGAGGACUGUUCCCAGGAGCCAAGCGUGGAGCAGGGGUCCUCCCUGAGCACAGCUCCUGUGGUCCAGCCUCUGUCUAUCCCGGAGCUCGUCCGGGAAAGCAGCCGGGGCCGGGCCUCUGACUUCCGUGGCGGCAGCCUCAUGAGCGGGAGCAGUGCCGCCAAGGUGGUGCUGAGCCUCUCCACCCAGGCUGACAGGCUCUUUGAAGAUGCUACAGAUAAGCUGAACCUCAUGGCUUUGGGCAGCUUCCUUUACCAGUUGAAGAAAGCAUCCCAGUCCCAGCUUUUCCAUUCUGUUACGGAUACAGUUGAUUACUCUCUGGCAAUGCCAGGGGAAGUUAAGUCCACCCAGGACAGAAAGAGCGCGCUCCACCUGUUCCGCCUGGGGGACGCCAUGCUGAGGAUCGUGCGCAGCAAAGCCCGCCCCCUGCUGCACGUGAUGCGCUGCUGGAGCCUGGUGGCCCCGCACCUGGUGGAGGCUGCCUGCCACAAGGAGAGACACGUGUCUCAGAAGGCGGUGUCCUUCAUCCAUGACAUCCUGACAGAAGUGCUCACAGACUGGAACGAGCCGCCUCAUUUUCACUUUCACGAAGCACUCUUCCGACCCUUCGAGCGUAUUAUGCAGCUGGAGUUGUGUGAUGAAGAUGUCCAAGACCAGGUGGUGACAUCCAUCGGGGAGCUGGUGGAAGUGUGUUCCACGAAGAUCCAGUCCGGGUGGCGGCCCCUGUUCAGUGCCCUGGAGACCGUGCACGGCGGGGACAAGUCCGAGAUGAAGGAGUACCUCGUGGGAGACUACUCCAUGGGAAAAGGCCAAGCUCCAGUGUUCGAUGUGUUUGAAGCAUUUCUCAACACUGACAACAUCCAGGUCUUUGCUAAUGCGGCCACCAGUUACAUCAUGUGCCUUAUGAAGUUUGUCAAAGGACUGGGGGAGGUAGACUGUAAAGAGAUUGGAGACUGCGUCCCGGGACCAGGGGCCACGUCCACAGACCUGUGCCUGCCCGCGCUGGACUACCUCAGGCGCUGUUCGCAGUUAUUGGCCAAGAUCUACAAAAUGCCCUUGAAGCCAAUAUUCCUUAGUGGGCGACUUGCCAGCUUGCCUCGAAGGCUGCAGGAGCAGUCCACUAGCAGCGAGGAUGGCAUUGAAUCGGUCCUGGCUGAUUUUGAUGACGACACUGGUCUGAUAGAAGUCUGGAUCACCCUGCUGGAGCAGCUGACAGCAGCUGUGUCCAACUGUCCACGUCAGCACCAGCCGCCGACCUUGGAUUUACUCUUUGAGCUGUUGAGAGAUGUGACCAAAACGCCUGGCCCAGGGUUUGGAAUCUAUGCAGUCGUUCACCUUCUCCUUCCUGUGAUGUCCCUGUGGCUCCGCCGCAGCCAUAAAGACCAUUCCUACUGGGACAUGGCCUCUGCUAACUUCAAGCACGCCAUUGGGCUGUCUUGCGAACUGGUGGUGGAACACAUCCAGAGCUUCCUGCAUUCCGACAUCAGGUAUGAGAGCAUGAUCAACACCAUGCUGAAGGACCUCUUUGAGCUGCUGGUGGCCUGUGUGGCCAAACCCACAGAGACCAUCUCCAGAGUGGGCUGUUCCUGCAUUAGGUACGUGCUGGUGACGGCCGGCCCUGUGUUCACGGAGGAAAUGUGGCGGCUUGCCUGCUGCGCCCUGCAGGAAGCCUUCUCUGCCACCCUCAAGCCGGUGAAGGACUUGCUGGGCUGCUUCCACAGCGGCACAGAGAGCUUCAGCGGGGAAGGCUGCCAGGUGCGGGUGGCGGCCCCAUCCUCCUCCCCAAGCGCCGAGGCGGAGUACUGGCGCAUCAGAGCCAUGGCCCAGCAGGUGUUCAUGUUGGACACCCAGUGCUCCCCGAAGACUCCAAACAACUUUGAUCACGCUCAGUCCUGCCAGCUCAUCAUCGAGCUGCCCCUGGAUGAGAAGCCGAAUGGCCACACCAAGAAGAGCGUCUCUUUUAGGGAAAUCGUGGUGAGCCUGUUGUCGCACCAGGUUCUGCUCCAGAACCUUUACGACAUCCUGCUGGAAGAGUUCGUCAAAGGUCCAUCUCCUGGAGAGGAGAAGACAGUCCAGACGCCGGACGCCAAGCUGGCCGGCUUCCUCAGAUACAUCUCCAUGCAGAACCUGGCGGUCAUCUUUGACCUGCUGCUGGACUCCUACAGGACAGCUCGGGAGUUCGACACCAGCCCGGGGCUCAAGUGCCUGCUGAAGAAGGUGUCUGGCAUUGGGGGCGCCGCCAACCUCUACCGCCAGUCUGCCAUGAGCUUCAACAUCUACUUCCACGCGCUGGUGUGCGCCGUGCUCACCAACCAAGAGGCCAUCACUGCCGAGCAGGUGAAGAGGGUGCUUUUUGAGGAUGACGAAAGAAGCACAGAUUCGUCCCAGCAGUGCUCGUCGGAAGAUGAAGACAUCUUUGAGGAGACAGCCCAGGUGAGUCCCCCGCGAGGCAAGGAGCAGAGGCAGUGGAGGGCGCGGAUGCCCUCGCUCAGCGCGCAGCCCAUCAGCAAUGCGGACUGGGUGUGGCUUGUCAAGCGGCUGCACAAGCUGUGCAUGGAGCUGUGCAACAACUACAUCCAGAUGCACCUGGACCUGGAGAGCAGCGCGGAGGAGCCUCCGGUCCUCAGGAGCGACCCGCUCUUCAUCCUGCCCUCCUUCCAGUCCGAGUCGUCCACUCCGUCCACUGGUGGCUUCUCCGGGAAAGACACACCUUCCGAGGAUGACCGCAGUCAGACCCGAGAGCCCCCGGGCGAGUGUCUGGGCCCGCGGGCGGGCAGCGGGGAUGUGCCGAUGCUGCCCCCCAGCCCCAGAGUGGAGAGGAAGGACGCCGGCCGGAAGAAGGAGUGGUGGGAGCACGCGGGCAACAAAAUCUACACCAUGGCCGCCGACAAGACCAUCUCAAAGCUGAUGACCGAGUACAAAAAGAGGAAGCAGCAGCACAACCUGCCCGUCUUCCCCAAGGAGGUCAAAGUGGACAAGAAGGGAGAGCUCCUGGGGCCCAGAGGGCCGGGCUCCCCACUGCUGCAGCGACCCCAGCACCUGAUGGACCAAGGGCAAAUGCGCCACUCCUUCAGCGCAGGCCCCGAGCUGCUGCGGCAGGACAAGAGGCCCCGCUCCGGCUCCACAGGCAGCUCGCUGAGCGUCUCGGUGAGAGACGCUGAAGCGCAGAUCCAGGCAUGGACCAACAUGGUGCUAACAGUCCUCAACCAGAUUCAGAUCCUCCCAGACCAGACCUUCACCGCCCUCCAGCCCGCAGUGUUCCCGUGCAUCAGCCAGCUGACCUGUCACGUGACCGACAUCAGAGUUCGCCAGGCAGUGCGAGAAUGGCUGGGCAGAGUUGGCCGCGUCUAUGACAUCAUUGUGUAGAAGACUUGAACUCCAUCUCCGAGGAUGUACAGUAGCCAGAGUUAGAGUCCGCCUGCUAGUCUAACUGAUAGCAUUUUCCCCACUACCAGCCCCAUGUAAGACAGAAAAAUGUCCCCUAAGAUUAAAAAAAAAAAAAAUACUUUCCAACCACUCCCUAACAAGCCUUGGGCCAUCUUGGAUACCAAGGUGACAUCCAGAUAACACAAGUGAUCUUCUGAUUUUGUACAUUAUCACAGAAGAUUCUACAGUCCUUGAUAUAAUUCUAAAUCCUGAAGUUUAUUUCCAAGUGCUUUUGCUUGCAAUGUUGUCCCCAGAUGGAUCAUUUUCAAAGACCACAGCUAUGAAAACACUACACAGAUCCAUUGGGGUCAUCAUCUUAAAAGGGAAUGCAAUUCCUAAGGAACUACCCGCUCGUGAGUCAAGCUGCUGUAAAAACACUCCUAUUUAGUUAGAAAAAAAUUUAUGAUUAUGAGUUUGGCUGGGAGGAAAAUAGCUACUAAAAGGUAUUUUUCAGUACCACAAGCAAGAAACAGAUGAUUUCUGCUGUGAAAUACUCCAGAACAUUUCACCAUUAUCCCUAAAUUGUUAAGAUUUUCAGGUUAAUAUUCGCUAGCUUCCCCCCUGUAAGGUACUGUUGUGCCUUUCUGUUUCUAAAAAAAGAAAUUCUUUCCUAGCAGAGUUGUAAAUCUGGCUUGGCAGCCUUUUAAUACACAGGAUCCCAUGGUACUGGCUGACGCAUCUAUCAUUAAGAGACAACAAGGAAAGGAAAGAAAAAAGGUGCCUUAGUCCUUGGUUGCACAGACAUUUCUAUGCCCCACGACUAUCUGAACCUAAGGUCCCACACUCGGUUUUUAAGAGAACCAAAUAUGAAGAUGUAACUCACUUUACAUUAGUGUUCUCGGAGGAAAGGCACUGAGUCCUCCAGACGGCAAGCAGACUUCUCAGGGAAGGGGGCAGGAAGUGUGGGGUUGGGAGACAGCUGGAAGGGGUGGGAAAGGGGGCCGUCAUGACACAUGACGUGACAAACAUGAAAUUAGCAACAAGCUAGUCUCAGAAGAAAAGACUAAAGGACAGAGUGAAUUUUUGAAAAUUAUUUUUUUCUAUUUAAAAUGCAUCUCUAUAUGUUUAAAGUCCUUUUAUGUGUUUUUUAGGUGGUUUUAUUUUGGGUGUUUUGGGUACUAGGAAUUGAACUCAGGACCUUGUGCUUGCCAGGCAGGCACUGUGCCACUGAGCUGUGUCCCAAUAUUUUAAGUAACUAUUUCUUUCCCUAAGUGUUACUAGAAAAUGAGUUUAAAGCCUUUAUUUUAUGACUGUAUGUGUAUAUAUAUAGACGUACGUACACACACUUUUUUGUACCAGGCUGGGGAUUGAACCAAGGCUUUACUCAGGCUAAGCACACAGUCUACCACUGAGCUACACCCCCAGUUCUUACUCUGAUGUAUUUUAUAUUUCUAACAUUAUAAUAAUGAUUGAGCCUCUCAUGCAAGUCCACUUCUAUACACUCUAGAAAGUAGAGUUGGUUGCUAAAGCAUGCAUGGUACUUUACCAGCACCUGAAAAUGUAUUCAUAUGUCAUCAUUAAAAAUAAAAACUAAACGUCAACUCUUCAGUGUUGAAGUGAGGCUUUGAAAUGGACUAAGCUUCAGCCAGUGAUAGUAUUCAUCAACUUAGCCCUUGAGAACUAUCUAGUUAUCAGCCAACUUAGAGCAGGGCAAUGUUUUCUCACUAAGUUGACCAAACAAGAAAAUCUUCUUAUUCACUGCACUUCUAGAGAGAACCACUGUAUCCAGAGGAAGUUUUUCUAGUUCCAUAAAACAUUCUCUUUGCCUUCAGUUUUUUCUCACUGGACAAUACUUCGCAUUUUCAAACAGACCAACUAUUUGUGCUUAACAGACAAUGAAUUACUGGAAUAACAAACAGCUGUGUUCUUAUCUAUAACUUUUGAAACUGUGUACUUUGUGGAACUAAAAGUUGGAUAGACUUUUUUUCUUCCCAGUGCAAGGAGCAUACCAUGGUCAUUUUCUUUUGAUGGCUCAGGCACUCUACAGUUUACGGGCAGGGGGUCAACAAACCAGAAUACAGAAGUAGAGUACUUAUGAAAUGCUUAUAUGUAGUGAUCUUUCGUAAAGUAUACGGAUUCAAAGGAAGCAGUCUCAGGGUCCAGGACAUCUGUUUAGAAACGAGAAUUCACUCUCUUGCAGGUUCUCUAUCAUAGACUCUAAGGCGUGCUCACGUGUAUCAGUCUCCCCAUGGUGUGUCCAAACUGUUCUGUGCCAGUCUGGCUAUGAGCCCAAGGAUAAAAAGAUGAGGAAGUGUACGCAGCCCUUACCUACAAUCUUGUAGAAGGUUUUGGGUACCUUCCCAUCUUGCUGACAGCCCACUCAUUCUGAAUGCCAUAGACUCUUAUGCCCAGCUCCAGGCCUACCUGACGUCCAAGUCCACGACCAGUGUCAGCUGGGAAAGUAGUUAGAUCACAGCAGUGCUUCCCAGAACUAUCUGCAGUCUUCAAAAGGACAUUGCUUAAUGCGGUGUAGUCUCUAAAGAGUAGGACUGAAAGCUGGGCAUAGUGUUGCAUGCCUAUAGUCUCAGCACUCUGGGAGACUGCGGCAAGAGGCUCCCAAGUUUGAGCCUAGCCCAGGCACUUAGCGAGAGCAUUCCCCAAAUUAAAAAAAAUAUAUAUAUCUGGCGAUAUAGCUCAGUGCAAAGGCCCUGGAGGGAAAAAACAGUGGGACUGCAAGAGAAUCUUGAGGGGAAAAGGUGGUAAUUCAUAACAGCUGGCAGACAAUGUCCCCUCCCAGAGAGAAAGUCCCUCACUUUGCAUUUUGGUAAAAUGUGCUUCCUAGAACCAGCAUGGGGAGAACGCUGAGCGUAAGAUUCCCUGACUGAGAGCCCAGCCAGGGCCACGCACUCUCUGUAGGGCUUUCUCUGCCUCAAAGAAGGGCGCUGCUAACUAUAUAAGAUCUCAGAUUAAAAUAUUUUAAGUACAGUGUGACAACAGUGUUAAUCUCACCCAAAAGUACUUUGAUGUGAGAUGUGCUGGUGUGGUGAUUACCAGGCUUUCCACACUCGGUGUUCUCGGAAGGCGUGCAGAGUCUGUGGAAGGGUGAAGCCUCCUUGCCUGUAGCAAGGCAGUGAAGCUGUAUAAUAGACACCCGCGGCCUCCCCCAGUCCACCACUGUUCUGCUUACAGAAUGGUUUCUCAGAAAGGAAAAGCCAUCAAGGUCAUUCCCAUCAAAGCAGAAUGAAGACCUUUGUGUAGAAGUGAUAACAGCAAGCCCCUGAGUGUGGACCUUCACCUGUAUCAUUCAGUUUUGACGGUGACUUUGGGAAACAAUUCUCAUGUUUCUCAUCUCUCCAGAUUAGAACGUAGACCCAGAGAAGUUCAGACAUUAGCCCCUACAUCACAAGGAAAAGGCAAAGCUGGUUACACAAGAAAUGCUGCUAGACCAAAGGCGAGACUUUCUCCAGCCCACGUGCUAAGUGCAGAGUCCGGAGGUGGGAGGAAGAGUUUCUCAAGGAAGUAGGCAGUGAAAAUAAUAUUUGCUUGAUCUGUGUUCAAAAAUAAAGGACAUCAAAAUCUAAACUUGAACCAUAAGGGAACCAUUUAGUGUUACUUUAGAAAAUUAAUGAAUGAGAGAAUGCUAUUAUUCGUGGCCAGCUAUUAAUACAGAAAAGCAGGGCAGUCUGGGUCCGGCAUGGCAUGCAUAAUUUGUAAACCUUUCCAAACACUAAUAAAAUAUUAAUUGACUCAGAAUAAAGUGCCCUGUAGCCAACAGUGCCUCUUUACUUGCUUCUCUGAGAAGUGCUAAAUUUGUAGGUCAUCAUCGAAGUUUGGAAAUAUGCAAUAUAAAUAACCAUUUUUUUCAAAAGGCACAUUCUAGAAAGAGGAAGCAACAAGGUGGCCAAGAUUGUUUAAAGAUCCAGGUACUAAGGGCAUCAGGACAAUGUCCAUAGCACCCCUGUGCCAUCAUACUGCAACAUUCCCACAGGCUCUGCAGACAAGAAGACUAACUCCAGGGUCCUGCAGUAACCUGCGGACAAAACCUCCAUGUGCUUGGGGACCACUGAGGUGAGCCCAGCAAGAUCUAAUGUGGCCUUAGAGAAGCGUAAGAACCUUUUUCAGCACUUUUUAUUGAAAAGAUGAUCUUGAUAUUGGGAAAGAUUUACAGUGUUAGUUAAAAGUUUGAUGUGUGCAUUGAGAAUGUAGUUCAAUGACACGGCACUUGCCUAAUGUGGUGAGAGGCCCUGAGUUCAAUCCCCAGUACUGCAGAAAGUAAAAGAUUUAUAAUCAUACCAUCUCAAAAAUUGUUCUGUUUAUUCACUAGCAGAGCAAUCUAAAAAAAUACAUUUGUCUGGAAGAUCUUCUCCCUCUGGCCAAAGUAUAAUAUUUGUGCUUGAUGUAGAUGUAACAUAUAACCUCAUUAAGAUUUUUGGAACAGGAUAUCACUUGAAUUUCCAAAACACAAUAAUAUUACUUUAGGGAAGAAAUUAUCCUGAGAUUGUCUAGAAGAAAUUCAGUUGAAAAUAUUGUUCAAAAUCCUUACAAACAGUAGCACUACUUAUGAAUUGAACUCCACAGCUCUAGCACACCAGAACCUUUUCCCUAGAUCUUUAUAUAAUGAUGCAAAAUUUCCAGGGACUGGCUGACCAUUUAAUGACAGAGGUACUACACAACUAGUGAGUCUCACCCAUUCUCCUUUCAACCACAGAAAUCAGUUGUGUUGCUGGUUCCUGUCCUGUCAGUCUAGCCAGUGGUUGUCCAGUUCCUUUGGUCUUAAAACAGUGAGUUCUCAAACUUCAGUAUCUAUCAGAAUCACUUGGGGGUGGGGUCAUGCCCAGAGUCUCUGAUGCGAUAGACCUGGAAAUUUGCAUUUUUAACAAGUUUUCCAGUGAAGCCAAUUCUGCUGCUGUGGAACCACCGCUUUUGAAAAAAGUCCAGCUUCCACCUUCUUAAGAUCAGCCUGGCUUCUCAAGCACUGGAGAAAAACUGAACUUGCCUUUGGGCAACUUGGGAUUGGAUUACCUGCAACAUUCCUAUUCAUUCUCCCCAAUGUCCGGGUUUAUUACACCAACAGUAGGUUUUUACAUGCUAGAAGACAAUGAAUGUAUCUUUCUAUGGAACAGUGACAUAAAUCUAAGCUUCUUGUCUUUGUAUUUAGAAACAUUGAUUCUAUGAAUGAUCGUUUGUAUCAUGUUGACUUUUUGACUUGUACUGAAGGUGAUUUUAAAUUUAAAUACGUGGUGUUUGCAUUUCUUUCCAUACCGUUUUAAUGACACCCUUUCCAUGCUGGCUCAUCUCAGCCUGGCUCCUGGCUUAUAGAGGUUUGUGAGUAGGUGCUCGCUUGCCAGCUGUUUUUCACCUCACGUUGGUCAUUGAAAUAUCAGCAUUUCAAGACACUAUGACACUGCUCAUUCUGUCUUCAUCUGUCAUUUAACGUGUUAAUUAGCAUCUGAAUUUCAUACAUCUGUAAAGAGCCUACCAAAAGGCUUCAUGGAAAUUUGCAAAAUGAACUAACUCUCUUUUGAGUAGUAGAUGUGCUUGCUUUGACUUUUUGGUAAAUUUGUGCGCAUACAUGCACAUUGGAGACUGUAUUAUCUCAUCUUCCAAAUGAUGGGAAAACUAAAAAGUGGAUCAGUGUGCUUUGGGAAAACAAUGAGAUCAUGUUAACUCAAGUAUAGAUGGGGCCUUAGUUUAUGUUUAAUUCUUUAUUCAAGUAAUUAGCUUUAGAAAUUCUUUUCCCAUUAAAAAAUAAGGACCCACAGAAGGAUUUGAGAAAAAAAAUAAGUUUCUUAAAAUCGUCAUCUACUUAUAAACUAUAUUAUUUGCAUAUAAUUCUUAUUGAUUCAAUAAAGUUUCUCUAAAGAGUUAUGCUUAAUAAAUACCCUGACCUCACUUAAGUUAACUUAGACUAUUGUAUAAGUGGAAUGUAGUAAUUAUAGGCACUAGAAUUAGUGAGAUCAGAAAGCAUAUUAGAGUGUUAAUGAUAUCAAGGAUUCAAGUCUUGCCUCUAUAAAUAGAAAUAAUUGAAGAUAUUUUUUCCUCAUGCAUCUCAUAACCCUUUUUAAUGACAGAUUUAGUUCUUUGAAUAACUGAUUCUAAGAUUAAAUUUUUAAAAAAUCAAUCUCUAGGAAUAGUUUAUUUUCAAAGUGUUUAACCAACUGGUGCCAGAAAGGGGUGGGUGAAACAUAAAAGCCACUUUUGGAGUAACGUGUAAAAUACUAAGUUUUCUCUUAAAAUGAAGGCGGUCCAAGCACCCAUAAUGACGGCCCCCAGGAUCACCCACGGCUACCUCACGAGCAUGGGCAAGCUCCUUGGUUUUGUUCCCUCUGGAGGUCUUUCUUCUGGUCUUGUUGGCAGUGUUUCUGCUAACACUGGCUUCUCACUGAUCAGGCACAGCGGGAGGAGGAUGAAUGCUUCUGACACUUUUGGUUUUGCUCCCACUGAAACUGCCUGGUAAAAUAUCCAGGCACGGCAUGAUGGGCCAGAGGAGGCACCUUGAAGAAAGCUUAUUUUUGUUUCUUGACUUAUGUUGGGGUGAGGAGCUCCAAGUAAUAUGUUUAUUGCCCUAAUCAUGCCAAAAGACCAUUCUCAAGAUGCUUUUCCUGCUUUUCUAAGAAGAGUAAGUUUAAAUAAAUUACAUCACAAACAGACCCCCACUCCCAUCUCCCAUUCUAGAUAAAGCCAAUGGGGGCUAUAGGUCAUUUUAUCCUUUCUUGUAUUAUACCAAAGAAUCGACUUAUUUUCAUUAAAAAUUAUAAAUAAGUGAAGAGAGGUAUCGCUCUAAUGAUUUGCAUCAGUAUACCAUUUUAAAUAUAAAAUGUAAAAUUCACCCUUGCAACCCUGUUCACCAGGAGCCUUGAAGCAUUUUGUUUAUUCCAAAGGCCUUGUUAAGGAAGUAUAAUUUUUGUUUUGUGUUCUUACUCAAAUUUGGUCACAUUUACAUAUUAAAAAAACCUGAAAACUCUUUCUCCUUUAUAUGUUGCUAUAACUGUUGGAUUUGAUAUACUCUGUCUGUCCAUUGUUUAUCAGGUCUCUGUAUGCAAGCUUGCAAGUGUAUUUUGUGUAUAUUUUAUCUGAGGUGAAAAAUUAAGAUUCUAAAGAGUAAAUAUUUUAAAAAUAUACUGUAUUUAUGUUGCUUGUGUUGUAGAAUAAAGCUUCAAAUGCAUUAAAAAUCUGA
Molecule: messenger RNA, 14013 nt
Organism: Cavia porcellus (domestic guinea pig)
Lineage: Eukaryota; Metazoa; Chordata; Mammalia; Rodentia; Caviidae
Gene: Arfgef3
Product: ARFGEF family member 3
Exons: 35
Coding region: 162-6836 (2224 amino acids)
Biological process (GO): regulation of ARF protein signal transduction
Molecular function (GO): guanyl-nucleotide exchange factor activity
Source: RefSeq, a predicted model, not a curated record